Molecule: messenger RNA, 489 nt
Organism: Sporisorium graminicola
Lineage: Eukaryota; Fungi; Basidiomycota; Ustilaginomycetes; Ustilaginales; Ustilaginaceae
Exons: 2
Coding region: 1-489 (162 amino acids)
Source: RefSeq, a predicted model, not a curated record
AUGCAGAUCAUCUCCGCCUCCAGGCGCACUACCGUCCCCAUUAUCGCGUUCUGCUUGCUGUCGAUCUCAGCAGCUCCCAUUCCCGUCAGGUAUGGAUCGCUGACCAGCGACCGGCCGGAGACCGCAGACUGGUGGCAGAUCUACGAGCAGACCCAUUUCCCUCGGCAGCCGCCUGCAGCGCCGGUGGUCUACGCGCGUCCCACACGCGAGCUCGUGCAGGCGCUGGAGCCGUUCCGCGAGCGACUCGUUCAGCUCGAGUACCUCAAGAGGCGAGUUUUGGCAAACUCAGAAGCCAGCAGGUAUCUGACUCCGAUGCAGAGGUCUACGCUCACCCAGCCCUUCCAUAAGUGGGACCAUCAAGCGCUGACGGAUACGGUCGACCGAUUCAAUAUCUUUCAGAGGCUGAACGAGGAGAAGGCGUUUGUGGCUCAGGUUGAGAGCGUGCUAUACGGCGUAGCCAAGCAUCUUCCCGACGUGUCUCUUCGUUAG